UGCGUGCUGAGCCCUCGGGUUUCACAACUCGUCCCGAGCUCAAUCCCGACAUGGACUCCAGAGAAUGACGGAGCUGGAGCGGGACAGGAAGAGGGACGUUUUAGAGGAAACGAGGUGCGGAGUGUCCCGGCUGCGCCGUGCCGCUGCCUAAAGUGCAACCUACCUGCUGCUCGCCGGGGUCGGUGGCCCCUGCCGAGAGGAACUAAAACGGAGUCCAGCGCCAUGUUUACGGUGCUUGUUGCCGUGGUGAUUGGAGGGCUCAUCUACUUCUUGGUUCAGAAGAGCAGGGUACAGGUUCUGGAGACAAAGGAUGGAUGGUGGAGGGCUGGAGCGCCCCUGGAGGAUGGGGAGGACCUCACCAUUCGACCCUACAAAGUCACCACCAGUGAUGAGGAAUUGGAGGACCUGUACAGGAGGCUAGACCAGACGCGUCCUGUCCCCUCGCUGGAGGACAGCCAGUUUAAUUAUGGUUUCAACUCCAACUACCUGCAGAAGGUGGUGUCUUACUGGAGACACGACUUUGACUGGAGGAGGCAAGUGGACAAACUCAACUGGUACCCCCACUUCAAAACAAACAUUGAAGGCAUUGAUGUGCAUUAUGUGCACGUGAAGCCCAAGACCUUGCCAGAGGGGACCAGCGCCAUCCCACUAAUAAUGGUCCACGGAUGGCCCGGCUCUUUCUAUGAGUUCUAUAAGAUGAUCCCGCUGCUAACAAAGCCGUCUAAACCGGAUGACCUGGUGUUUGAAGUGGUGUGUCCAUCCAUACCAGGGUACGGCUUUUCUGAAGCCCCACAUAAGAAAGGUUUUGACUCGGUGUGUGCAGCACGUAUCUUUCACAAGCUGAUGAAGCGUUUGGGUUUCCAGCAGUUCUGCGCCCAUGGGGGGGACUGGGGCUGGCUGAUUACCACCAACAUGGCUCAGCUGGAGCCCAAGACGGUUAAAGGCUUGCAUUUGAACUUCGCUCCCCCCUCCAAGCCGGGCCUUUCCAUGAUGCUGUCCCUCAUACUUGGCCGUCACUUCCCCAAGCUGUUUGGCUUAACGAACAUGGACAUCCAGCGCCUCUAUCCCCGCAUGGAGAAACUGGUGGUGGAGUCCAUCAAAGAGUCCGGCUACAUGCACAUCCAGGCCACCAAGCCUGACACCGUGGGACGGGGGCUGAAUGACUCCCCAGUGGGUCUGGCUGCCUAUAUUCUGGAGAAGUUUUCCACCUGGACCGACAACAACUCCCGAAACCUGGAUGACGGAGGACUGACCAGGAAGUUCACUCUGGAUGACCUGCUAACCAACGUGAUGAUCUACUGGACCUCCGGCUGCAUCAUCUCCUCCAUGAGGUUCUACAAGGAGAACUUCAGCAAGGGCCUCAACCAGCCCCACUCAAAGAUGCCGGUGUACGUUCCUACGGGUUUCGCUUGCUUCCCAAAUGAGCUGGUACACUCGCCGAAAAUGUGGGUAAAACAGAAAUAUUACAAACUCGAGACCUUCACGCCCAUGGCCCGUGGCGGCCAUUUUGCUGCCAUGGAGGAGCCCUGGUUAAUGGCCGAGGACAUCCAGAAGUUCGCCAAGACACUGGAAUGGAAAAAAGAGUGAUGCAGGAUAGAUGGGUGAACCGAGAGCGAGGAAUGCAUGCACAGAUAGACAGGUGAAUGGAUGGAUCAAUGAGCAGCAUGGUUAUGAGUGGAUGGGUUCGUUAGGACGGAUGGAGAGAGAAUCAAUAUUUAGAGCAGUGAGUAAAUAACAAUGACUCAAAACCAUAGCGCUGUAUAUACUAUGACAUUUCCCAAUGGGGGUUUACCUCUUUGGUAAGUGUAAUGUGAAAAUCUGCACAAUCAUGACCCAUCUUGUCUUGGGCUUUUUCUGUUAAAACACCGUUUCCAUGAUAUUUUUCUCUGUGAUGAGGAUAAAAAAAAAAAAUACUGUCCUAUCAGUUAAAAUUUGCAGGAUAUAACAAGUCUUGAACCUAUUGUGAGAAAUAACGACAACAGAUUUAUCAUAUCCUGCACAACGGGGCCACUGAGGUGUCCAGCGAGUGCAAAAUUUUGUGACCAGUCCCCCCCCCCCCCCCCCCAAAACUUUGAACUUAUUUUCUACUUCAACUGUGAAGAAAGCAAUAGAGUGGCAGUGCUGUCAGCCAGGCAAGUGGGCUGCAAGCCACCUCCAUCAUAAACAAGCAGCUUAAAGUCAGGGGCCCGCGGCUCAGCUGUGUGUUAAUGGAGUGCGAACGACAAGUGAAUGAUACUCACGCAGAAUCCAUACAGAAAACCCUUCUCCUAUGUCAGCACACUGAGCUGCUGGCUUUCUUAAAAACUUGGCUCAGCCAUCUGAUUUUUUUAAAGUCUAGUUUGCCCAACGGCACCAGAUGGGAGGUCAGGGAGCACGUGGUGGUGUUUUGCUGACAGUGUAUAGUGAAUGUGCCAGACAUUCCUUUCACUGAUAAUAAAGAAGUUCAUUACGCUACAGAGACAACCAUACCGCCAGCACACAAUUUUUGUUCACCUCCAGUGUUAUACUGAAAUGUCGUUCUCUUUGCAUGAGUUUCAUCAUGCCAAGACCCCUUCUGCCCAUUCAAAACCAACGGCAGGAUUUCAAGGAUGCCACAAUAGCUUAAGUCAGAAUGCAAAUCACUCCUAGUUUUUCAAAGUUUAAUUUCAAAAUGAGAUGGACCAACUUAUUCAAUGAAUAGAGCUUAAUAUAUAGUUUCAUUAGGUAUAAUUUAAAAGGCGUAUUUUCUCGUUAUUGGUAUGAUUUGUUUAAUCAAAAAAUACAUCAAACUUUUGAUUUUAUAGAAAAGAUUCAGUGUCUCAGUGUCGGGCUGGGUGAUAUGAACAAAAUUAAAUAUCACGAUAGUUUUGACCGAUACCUCGAUAACGAUAUUCUGAUGACACUGUAGAGAUAGUGGGGCGGCGCAGUGGUUAGCACAGUCACCUCACAGCAAGAAGGUCCUGGGUUCGAGCCCCGGGGAAGUCCAGCCUUUGAGGUCGUCCCAGGUCGUCCUCUGUGUGGAGUUUGCAUGUUCUCCCCGUGUCUGCGUGGGUUUCCUCCGGGUGCUCCGGUUUCCUCCCACAGUCAAAAGACACGUAGGUCAGGUGAAUCGGCCAUACUACAUUGUCCCUAGGUGUGUGUGACUGCUGGGAUAGGCUCCAGCAUCCCCGCGACCCUGAGAGCAGGAUAAGCGGUUUGGAUAAUGGACGGAUGGAUGUAGAGAUAUUGGCUAUUGGUGCUCUCACAUAAUAUUUACCCAAUGACAUUUACCAUUUACCAUGAACACUCAUUGGUAGUGUGGAUAUGAUGUCCAAACAGGUAGAGACAAAUUACAUAACAGCUAGAAGUCUAAUAAAUUCAGAAAAUUGCAUCUCUUUACUGUAAUGCAGCCCUUAAAACCAGGAAAAGAUACCACUUGUCAUAUCACGAUAUUACCGUAUCCAAAAUCCCAGAUGAUAUCUAGCCUUAUUAUAUCACGAUAUUGAUAUAUUGCCCAGGCCUAUCUCAAUGGCAUGUAUUAUCUUACCGAUGCAGUGUUUUGAACUUAUAUUCUGACUGAAUAAACUGUUUUGAUUAAAUAAAGGUUAUAUUGAACACU
Molecule: messenger RNA, 3577 nt
Organism: Lampris incognitus (smalleye Pacific opah)
Lineage: Eukaryota; Metazoa; Chordata; Actinopteri; Lampriformes; Lampridae
Gene: ephx1
Product: epoxide hydrolase 1, microsomal (xenobiotic)
Exons: 9
Coding region: 223-1587 (454 amino acids)
Biological process (GO): epoxide metabolic process
Molecular function (GO): epoxide hydrolase activity
Source: RefSeq, a predicted model, not a curated record